UAAACGUUGUCUCAAAGCAAAUCGUCGACGAACGUGACCGAAAGUCCGAAAGCAUUUCAAGUAAGCCGUGAUUGGGCCCGUUGUGCGGCCAUGACAUCACCUGAGGUGGAGAGAUUAGCCAUUCUGGACAAAGUGGGCGGGCCUGGAAGCGGGCCGAGUGGCCCUAGUAGCGGCAAACGUGUGACUUUUGGCAGUCUCCAACCUCACCCUCACCAUUCCCAUCCUAAUCAACAUCCAAACAGACAUGGGCACACUUCUCACCAGCGAUUCGCUAAUCAGAGCGGUGGCGGAAGGAGACUCAGCAAUGUGACAGCAGGGAGCGCGCCCUCGACUUCGAGCGCGAUUACUCCGACUGGGGCGCAGGAUGAUUCAGGAGCCAAAAAGCCGCCGGCGAAUGCUGCCGCUACCUCAGCCAUGAAACGCCCUUCCAACUACCCUCGGCAACUCCGGAAGCGGAGUUAUUCUUUCUCCGAAGGUCACUCUAAGCAAAGUUUGUUGGCCGCGGCUCCUUUCAUCAAUAACGCGAAACGUUGGAAGAAUGUGAACAAGCACAAUAAUGCCGGUCUCAAACGAAAUCAUAAGAACGUGCUGCCCUCGAAGUUUCUCUUGGGUGGAAAUAUCCGCGACCCGCUCAACCUGAACAGUCUCUCGAAUGAAAAGAUGUCCAAAAUUAUGAACGCCGUUACUCCCGAAUCAUCACCUUUACCCACGCCAAAGCAUCGCAAAGCUGAGCACAAAAUUGAGGUCCUGAUCCCACCCAACAUCUCGGAUCCGCUCAAUCUAAACGCCGUGGUAGAUGAGAACGAAUACGAAUCGAAAUUGAUCUCGCCCAAUCUGGCCGCAAUGAAUGAAAAGCGGAAGAAAAAAUUCCGAUAUCGAAAGCGAGCUCGAUCCACUUCCAGUAAGGCCAGUUUGAUAAUGGCCAAUGCCCGCGAACAUGAAUCCGAACCUGAGCACGAGAUUGAUUGUAGCUUGGAUGCCCGUGAUGACGAGGAUGUGUUAAAUCAAUCAGACAGUGCGAUUACUCAAGAACCCAAGGCCCCUAUCUUGAAGCGUAAUCCCAAAGAGAUCGAGGCCCCACCCCCCAAAUCGACCUCAACUAAAGAUGAAGUGGCGAGUCCGGUCAGUCCUCCGCCUGCUACUCGCCAGUUCAAAGGCUCAAAAAAUAACUUUCAGACGGCCAAAAACUCAACUAAGGCCAGCAAAGUUCAACAAGCCCAGAGCAAAGCCCAACACAAGAUUGUUGAGCCCAGAGUGAUGGGUGUUAAUAGAUUUCAUCAAAAGAAUAAGAAGUUCGAAUAUGGCAAUUACAAUCGCUACUACGGCUAUCGUGCUCCUAAUGCUGAGGACGAUCCUCGAUUGAAGUACCUAAAGGCGGAAUGGUUUGCCGGCAAGGAGGUCUUGGACAUCGGAUGCAACGUGGGUCAACUGACCAUGGCUCUUGGGAGAUUGUUCCAUACCAAAUCCAUCAUUGGCAUGGAUAUCGACAAGGGUUUGAUCGAAGUGGCUCGAAAACGGUUGCGACACGUGGCAAGUCAAACUAAGGCUUCCAAUACGGCUCCCAAACACGGUGAGAGCAAGGAUUCCAAAAAGAGUCCGCAAUUUCCCGCCAAUCUACCCCAGAUCUUUGGACCUUUAGAUCCAGCGUCUGGGUUGAGGUUCCAGCAAGACUCAAAUUCAGCCGAGCAAUAUCCCCGGAAUGUGAAAUUUGUGUGCGGGAAUUAUGUGCUGGAAAACGAGGAACUGCUGCAGACGGUUCAACCGGAAUUUGACGUCAUCAGUUGCUUCUCGACCACAAAAUGGAUGCAUCUCAAUUUUGGCGACGAGGGUUUGAAGAGGGCUUUCAAACGGAUAUUUGCCCAACUUCGUCCAGGUGGACUGUUCGUCUUAGAAGCGCAAGGACUUCCCUCCUAUCGGUUGAAAAAGAAAUUAACUGAACGCAUCUACGAAAAUUUCCAAAAGAUUAAGCUCAAACCUGAACAGUUUUCCGACUAUCUGAUCCACCAAGUCGGAUUUAGUUCCGGCCACAAUAUUGCCGUACCCCACCAUUCGUCCAAAGGCUUUCAAAGACCUAUCCAAAUAUUUGUGAAACGUGCGUCUUCCAGUUAUCACGCAAGUAGCACAGCCACCACGCCCUACAGUGGACCGUCACCACACAUUCCUCCCAAGCGGUGCUACGCCCCGUCCCUCACACCCACGUACAAUAAAUACACACCCUUACAUUCACCCAGUGCCAAUUUAUACAAGAAUCCAAACCGCACCCCUUCGGCCGGGGCUACGCCCCAACCGGGUCCUAGUGCCACACCUAAUUCAGAUGACGACAAAUUUUCGCGUCCUGCCAAUCCCACUUUGUACCUGGGAGGAUUCACGCCUCACUAUUCUCCUGGUCACACGCCCACAUAUUCAGGCUAUCAACAAGGUCUGACUCCGGGAUAUAGCGGUCCCAGUCCGGAGGAUAAUCCUGCCCAUCGAAGACCCUCUCAGCAUUCUCCUGUGUACACAGGACCGCCUCCUGGCUUGAUUAGUAACGCCUCCACGCCUGGUCAUACCGCCGAGCAAUCUGAAGACUUUCUCGAACCUGGCUACGCCCCCAGUCAAUCGGGGUACACGCCUAGUAAUCCGGGCACCCCCUCUCAUAUAGCUGGGCCCUCUGGCUUUAGUCCUGGUCCAUAUAGCCCCGGUAAUGCCACGCCCAAAGGAGGCUACCGAACCCCAGGUACCUCAUCCAACUCGCCAAACACACGAAGUGCCACUUCACCCCAAAUCCAACAACCCGAGGUCUCUGGCAAUACCACACCUCAUCCUGGACCCUCUGGAACCUCUCCAGCGGAUCAGCAAAAGUACCUUUGGUAUGGAGAUUCGAGUAGUGGGGGUAACACUCCUCAGUCGAACUAUGAUCCAUCUACCUCGCCUCAAGUCUACCCAACCCACUAUCCACCCAUCGGAGAGGACACUUAUAGCAAUCCGGCCACGCCCAAUAGUCCGGCCGCCAAUGGGGGUCCCAACAGUCCAAUUCCGGGCCCCUCUGUCUCCUAUAGUCCCACUGCCCAAGUCCAAAGUCAUGAGUCUCGGUUGUCCUUGAGCCCAGCCCCUCCUCCAUCAAUCCAAAGUCCGAGUCCAGUGGGUAGUGUGCCUUCCUAUAGUCCAAGGCAAGGCCCGGAGUCUCCCACUUGAGACCAUUGGGUUUGAAAUCCUGCAUCUCUGCUUGUCCCACUUUUCUCUAACUCUCCAAGUACCAUGAUGCUAGUUAGUCUUUAGAUUGGAUGUUAUGAAUUUCCAAUCGAAAAUAAAAUUGUCCCGUUGGCUUGAA
This is a messenger RNA of Tigriopus californicus, 3310 nucleotides long. RefSeq names its product 7SK snRNA methylphosphate capping enzyme-like. Lineage: Eukaryota; Metazoa; Arthropoda; Copepoda; Harpacticoida; Harpacticidae. The record is from RefSeq and is a predicted model, not a curated record. Gene Ontology annotation, molecular function: O-methyltransferase activity; snRNA binding; RNA methyltransferase activity. The transcript has 5 exons. Bases 91 to 3174 code for a protein of 1027 amino acids. Gene Ontology annotation, biological process: snRNA modification.